Etheostoma spectabile (orangethroat darter) is the source of this 3902-nucleotide messenger RNA. RefSeq names its product extended synaptotagmin-like protein 3 (gene esyt3). The transcript has 23 exons. Gene Ontology annotation, biological process: lipid transport. The record is from RefSeq and is a predicted model, not a curated record. Gene Ontology annotation, cellular component: endoplasmic reticulum membrane. The coding region runs from base 196 to 2868 and encodes 890 amino acids. Lineage: Eukaryota; Metazoa; Chordata; Actinopteri; Perciformes; Percidae. Gene Ontology annotation, molecular function: phosphatidylcholine binding; phosphatidylethanolamine binding; calcium-dependent phospholipid binding.
GUGCCUACCCUACCUGCCUUUUGGAAAUUUCAAACACGGAAGUUUUAAGACUGUCACAACUCAUUUCGCUCCUGCACGUAUGGAGGGUGAAGUAGCCUGGCUUCCCCGUUUUGUUUCCCUUUAGAAAGCCAUGCAAAGGUGAACCGAUAUUAAUCUGAACCGAAAUUAAACUCCUUUGGGACUCGAGGAACCAGGAUGCAGCGGGAGUCCGACCCAAUGGCCUCUGCCGGGCAGAUGGACCCGGGCGUGGGAGCGGGGCUCGGGGAAAGCCUGUCGAUCCACGGCAGCACAGAGCAGCUCAACUCCUCCGCUGUCAACCGCAUCCUCAUGGAGUUCCUGAUGUACUUUGGCAAAGCCAUGCUCGUCUUCUACCCCGUGUAUCUGACGGGGUACCUGGGCCUCAGUAUCAGCUGGGUGCUGCUGUGCAUGGUGCUGGCCACUUGGUGGAAGAAAAACCGCCAGUGGAAAGACACCCGAAUCGGAACCGCCAUCGACUUUGUGGACAAUGAAACACAUAUGGUCAACAAGGAGCUAGCGAGUGCCUUACAAAUGGCAACAUGGGUCCACUUUCCUGAGAUUGAGAAAGUUGGCUGGGUUAACAAGGUGUUGGAGCAGGCCUGGCCUUUCUUUGGGAUGUACAUGGACAAGCUCCUUAGAAAUAAUAUCCAGCCGGCUAUCAGGCUCUCCAACAAUGCGCUCAAAAUGUUCACUUUUACGAAGAUCCACUUCGGAAACGUACCUCUCAAGAUCACUGGAAUGAGAGCAUACACACAUGAGGUGGAUCAAAGGGAAGUGGUCCUGGACUUGCAUAUAAGUUAUGAGGGUGACGUGAACAUCAACGCCGUAGUGAAGCCGCCAGUCACAGCUGGUAUCAAAGGACUUAAACUCAAUGGGAUGCUGAGAGUCAUUUUGCAACCUCUUAUUGGUCAAGCACCACUGGUGGGAGGAGUCACCUACUUUUUCAUGCGCCGCCCUACCCUAAACAUCAACUGGACUGGCACAACCAACCUUUUGGACAGCCCCGCAUUCAGCUCCUUGUCGGAGCAGACCAUCUUGGACACCAUUUCCUCGCUCAUGGUGUUGCCCAACCGCAUGUGCGUGCCCCUCAUUGACCAGAUCCAAACUGAUCAGAUGAGGUUCCCUCUACCUCGAGGUGUGGUGAGGGUCCACUUGCUGGAGGCCAGAGACCUGGUGGCCAUGGACACAUACAUGAGGGGUUUAGUAAAAGGCAAAUCAGACCCCUAUGCAACACUUCGAGUGGGCACCCGAAAUUUUAAAAGCAAGACCAUCAAAGAGACUUUGAACCCCGUAUGGAAUGAAGUGUAUGAGUUUGUUGCCCAUGAAGCCCCAGGGCAAGAGUUGGAGAUGGAGCUUUAUGAUGAGGACACCGAUAAAGACGACUUCCUUGGAAGGUAUAACCUUGAUCUGGGAGUGGUGAAGAAGGAAGUAGAAAUGGAUAAGUGGUUUACUCUGGAAGGGAUCCAGAAGGGAGAAGUUCAUCUCAAGCUCAAGUGGUUUUCCCUAAAGUGUGACCCCAGCCUGCUGAGGGAGUCUACAGACGGCCUUGCCUGUGCCAUGCUUGCAGUGUAUCUGGACAAUUGCUCAAACCUACCAAAAGACCACAGCGAGAUCUCGGAGCUUCAGAAACCCGGGAAGCCUCCGAAGGAAGCUCGGGCCAUUAAAAAGAGAACUACCUUGCCGAACUCCUUUGUGGAAUUGUCCAUUGAUAAGGACAUUAAGAAAAGCAAGCCUGCGUAUGCAUCUAAAGACCCGGCGUGGGAGGAGGGCUUCACCUUCUUUGUGCAUAAUGUCAAAACACAGCAGCUCCUAGUUCAGGUCAAAGAGUCGGAGAAGAAGACUACGCUCGGUGUUCUCCACUUGCCCCUGGCUCGCCUCCUCAACAUCUCCGACAUGACCAUAGACCAGCGCCUCCCGCUGGAGCGCUCCGGAGUGAACAGCCAGAUCAAGCUGAAAGCCACUCUCAGGAUUCUUGCUGUGGAAAAGCCUCUACCCAAGGUUACUGUCAAUCCUCCUCGACAAGACAAACAACAAGCACCACAGACCAACAAAGGAGCUAGCGCCCCUGUAUCCACUCCCUCUGCCACCACCUCCUCCUCUUCAGCACUUCCCCACAAAACCAACCCCCCUGCCCAAACCUUAUCUCCGGCCUUGGCAGCUCAGACCCAGAACGGCUCUAAUGAAACCUGGCAGUCCCCUUCUUCCACGUCACACAUGCGUCGGUACGACUCCCAGAACCCGCUGUCAGAGAAUUCCGUCGCUUCCCCGGCAAACAUGCGUCGUUAUGACUCCCAGAGCCUGCUGUCAGAAAAUUCCCUCGCUUCCGCGGCAAACAUGCGUCGGUAUGACUCCCACAGUAUGCUGUCGGAGAACUCCAUCGCUUCGUCGCGUUUCGACCUUUCAGAAGGGGCCACGUACCCAGAGGCCAUCAGGAACCACCAGGGUUCAUUUGGGGAGAUCCAGCUGACUGUACGCUAUGCCGCCCUGAGGAAAAAACUCGUUGUCUUGGUUAUUUCCUGCAGGAACCUAUUCCGCUUCAGCGAGAAUGGCACAGACUCUUACGUCCGCCUGUAUUUUCUCCCUGACCAGUCCUGGAUUCACCGCAAGAGGACACAAGUCAAGAAGAAGACAGUCAAUCCACUCUUCAAUCACAAGUUUGAAUUCGAUGUUACACUUCAAGAAGCACAAACCAGGAAGUUGGAUAUUGCAGUUAAAAAUGGCAAAAUGUUCCACUCACGGGAGAGUAAGGACAUUGGCAUGGUGCUGCUAGAUCUUUCACAGUUGGAUAUAGCCAAAGGCAUCACCGAAUGGUAUGAGCUCACACUGCCUGGGCUGAAGAAAUUCAACUAGGGGCAGAGCUGUAGAACUUCUGUUUUCAAAGCAGCUGCAAGGCCAAAUGCAGGCCGGAUAAAUGCUUUGGUAGCGGCAUGUUUCUUUGUCUUCCUUAUCAUUGUGGCCAAGUUGGGCUUUCCCAAAGCAUCACUUAACCCAUGUCAGAUACUGGAAAUGUUUGGCACUGUAUGUCAAAGGCUGUACACUGGCAGGCACAUAUAGUAAUAUUUCAUACAACACUCCUACUCAGGGUCUUACUUGAAAUAAAGUUUUUGUUAUGCAUUUGUCCCACUUACAGAUAUCCCCCAUGAUAUAACAAAAUAUUCAUGCUUAUUUAUGCAUAAACAUGCUUUUGGUAUCCCAGAUAAUGCAAUGUAUCAUUUUAUGAUCCAACUUAAAGUAGCUUAUUUGUAUUGACAAGCACAACACAACAAUUCUGAAUAAUAGUGCAAUUUCUUAGCAUUUAUUUUCCAUAGUGUAUAAUGUACCCUAAUUCAUCAGAACAUGUUUGUAUUUAUACUUUAUCAAGAAAUUAGAUAAUUUCUUUAAUGUAGAUAUUUUUUGUGGGAGGGUUGGUUUUAAAUUGAGCUGAGCCAAAGUUAUUUUUUUGGUGUUAAUAUGCGUAUUAAUAGGUAUGUGUUUGUUGCAAUGCAGGAGUCAUUACAUAUUGAGGAUGGGUUGCACAUGUUAAUAUACAUAUACAUAUUCACAGCUAGAAGAAGCCAAAUACUGAGCAGUCCUAAUAAAGAAGUUGGUUCAUUAGAAGAGAAACCGCAUCCAAGCAAGGCACAUGACAAAUAUUUAAAGUUCUCUUAAGCGCACCUUGACAAUAGUGAGGGAGUGAGUACAUAUUUUAGACCUAACCCUUCAGAUUUAUCACCUGGUAUUUAAGUAAUGUUCAAUUUCAACAUUUAAAAUACUCUCACAACUCUCACAAACAAGCUUCAUAAAGUGUAUUCAUAAAAUAGCUUUCUGCAUGUGUGUAGAAUUUAACUUGGAAAAACCAAACUAUUUUCACAAUACAUUUGGAGGCUUCUAGCUUGACUGCCAUU